CCUCUGCAAAGCUCCUUUCUAUUCAUUGACAAUUAUAAAAGUUUAAGGCAAGAAAAAGGGUCCCCUCCUCCAGCUCUCUCUGAAGAAAUGUCUCUGACCUUUCUGCAUCCUUAAAUACACAACUUUCUCUUUUUACAAACUUUUCAUCGAGGCCAUCAUCCCCGGAAAGACUGUGUUACUUUCUCUUUUCGUUCACCUUUUUUUAAUCUCUCUCACUAUCUGAUCACUCUCUGCAAUGCCUUCAAUCACCUCACCAUUUAUACUUCUUUCUCUGAUCUUCUAUUGGAUCAACCCUAGAGUGAUCCUACUGAAAGAAAGCUAGCCUACUGGUCAUUUCGAAUUCUCUCUACUUUAACAUUUCUAUAUAUUCAUCUCUCAACACCCAUGCAAAUCAUGAGGCACUCAUGAUAUAAUCAUUAUAUAAUCACAACGACCCAUUUUCUUUUCAAGCUGGUUAUCCCCAUAGCUCUUCUUUCAAAGAUCUCACCUAUUCACUUGCUUUCAGUUUUACAAUUUCCUUAUUUGUACUAUUUUAAAACUCUUCCAUUCUUUCUCCCUUGCCACUCACAAACCUGGCUUAAUUUGAUAUAUAGAUCCCCGUCUUCUUCAUGUUCUCAAGUUCAAAACACAUAAUUAUGAGAAGUGUAUCACCUUUUCCUGAUCUUUCACUGCAGAUCAGCCCGCCAUCAGUGGAAGCUAAAGAAACGGGCUGUGAUGGAGGAUUAACAAGAAAAGCCCUUUGUAGUGAUAGGAGCUCAACUACAGAUUCUGGUAGUAGUGGAAGUGAUUUAAGCCAUGAAAAUGGCUUUCUCAAUCAAGAAAGGAGUUAUAAUCUUGGUCCUAGUGAACCAACUUUGAGCUUAGGGUUUGAUAUGGCAGAUUUGAGUUCUCAAACACUUCAACUACCAAGAAAUCUUAAUCACCACCACCACCACCAACCCCAAAUCUAUGGGCGUGAUUUCAAGAGAAGUGCAAGAAUGAUUAAUGGAGUGAAGAGAAGCGUAAGGGCUCCUAGAAUGAGAUGGACCACAACUCUCCAUGCCCAUUUUGUUCAUGCGGUCCAGCUUCUUGGUGGCCAUGAAAGAGCAACACCAAAAUCAGUCUUAGAGUUGAUGAAUGUGAAGGAUCUUACCCUAGCUCAUGUGAAGAGUCACUUGCAGAUGUAUAGAACAGUGAAGAGCACUGACAGAGGAUCAGGUCAAGAGCUGACAGAUAUGGGUUUGAGCCAAAGGGCAGGGAUUCUUGAGGUGGACGCUUUAGGUUUAUCUAGUGGAAAAGCUGAUGCCAACAACCUUCCUCAACCUCUCAAUAAUCCACCACCACCACCACCACCACUAUCUUCUAUACAAAAAAAUCAAAGAAAUUCAGGGCCAUCAUCAAUGGAGGGUGAUGAGAAAAAUAUAUCAAGUCUUGAGGCUCUGACAUAUUUUAAUUUCGAAGCACAUGACCAUUCUAAGGAGGACGGACACACGGAAGCCCUCCACAUGGCUGCUAAUUUGAAGGAGAGAUUGGACUCUAGCUCCUCGUCAUCUUCAGAUAUGUCGCUUAACCUAGAGUUCACCCUUGGAAGGCCAAGUUGGCAAUUGGACUAUGCUGAAACUACAAAUGAGUUAACCCUUCUCAAGUGUUGAUUAAUCAGGCUAACAAACUAUGAAUUUAUGAUUUAUCUAAUCCUCCUUUUAAUGGACCACAUAUCUACUAAUCUUUAUGCAUCUUCCAUGUUUCUUG
Populus euphratica (Euphrates poplar) is the source of this 1728-nucleotide messenger RNA. RefSeq names its product probable transcription factor KAN4. The coding region runs from base 609 to 1631 and encodes 340 amino acids. The transcript is spliced from 7 exons. The record is from RefSeq and is a predicted model, not a curated record. Gene Ontology annotation, cellular component: nucleus. Gene Ontology annotation, molecular function: transcription cis-regulatory region binding. Lineage: Eukaryota; Viridiplantae; Streptophyta; Magnoliopsida; Malpighiales; Salicaceae. Gene Ontology annotation, biological process: regulation of DNA-templated transcription; abaxial cell fate specification.